AAGGUGAAGUAAUUGAUAUAACACAGUCAAUUACAGUUUUCUGCCACUAGAUGCUGCUGUUGCACACAUUUUUGGCCUUUUUAAACUUUUAAAUGUCCCGUAAAUUAACCACUUUUAAAAUUGUGUUUGGCUUAAUUUUUUGAGUGUUGUGUAUUUUCUUGGUGUGUGGAUUGAGUUUAAAAAAGUUACAUAUCUUGUAACAUUUGUUUAAAUAUCUUGCAUUUGGUAACAUUUAUCAGUGUGCAUAUGUCACUGUAUUUUAGUUUUGCUGCACUUUUAAAACAUGUUUUUUUUUUUUCUAUCAGGGUCUGGUUUGAGGUGAAACAGAUGUAGAGAGUUGGGGUCCCUCUCCUGAUGAUUGGUGAUAUUGUUUUUGGAGGCCAUGAUGCCAAAGUGAGUAGAAACAUUUAGAAAAAAGAGAAAGAAACAAGAAAUUGUGCCAUAUUUGGCCACUGGCACCAACAAUGACCUGCUGACGGUAAAGACCAUGGCUGAUUUUAGAGUAAUGGCAACUGUGGCUUCUUUUUCAUUCACAUUUUCCCCAAAAUGCACCUUCACAGGAACAUCGAUAUAGACAGUUUGCGUUGAGUUAUUUGCUGUUGUGUUUUAGUUAAUUUUCGGUAUGGAUCUGACACAGUGCCUACCAAAUUCCACCAGACUCCCCCUGUCAUUAACACUCUUUUUCUCAAGCUUCUGUUUAUGUCACCACACGCUUUUCCUACCGUCUGACCGCAAUAAGACCCACGUGAUUAGAGAGACUCAAAGCCGUUCCUGCCCUGGGGGGACAUUGGAAAAUAGUCACCAUUUGAGAAGAAAAGAUGAAAUAUAGAAUAAAAAAGUGUUUUGUACAGAAAUAUAUUUUUAUGAUGAAAUUAUUUGUAAAAUGUAUGAAUCUAUUAUGUAAAUUUUCAAUGCAAUGUAAGAUUAAAAAAGGCUAAUUGCUUUUGUAAAAAACAAAAACAAAAAAAAACAAAAAACGUUUUUUCCUGUCUUCAUAUUUGCUGACUGUUGUUUUAAAGAACCACAUGGGAAUGUGCAUAGAGAAGGUAAGUCGGGUUAACAAUUGUUGGGUUAAAGAAGAUGUUUUUAUGUGAAACUAAACUCAUUUUGACAUAUACUCGUUUUGACAUAUUCUUCUAUUGUAAUCUGUAUUUAAAUACAACAUUUUCUGUGCAGUAUUUGGCUUGUGAAUGCACGUGUGAAGUAUGCAAUAGUGGCCACGUGAAGAACAGUAAGAAAACGCACAGGUAUGAGAAGUAUAACAGUAUUACACUGUAUAGUCACUAUGGUGCGUUUACGUAACAUCGGAAAUAUUAUCAUUGUGAGACACUUCAAGUGCAGAUAGGGAUUUAAACUUUGGAACUUGCCACAAUAUUUGUAAUUUAGAGGUACUAACAUUAAUAUAGCUAAUAGUCACAUGAUCAUUUUGUUCAUUUGUAAAAUAAUUUUGUAAUAAUACUGUUGUCCAGCAUCAGAAUCACUUGAACUGACUUGGUGAUAUGGCAUUAAACACCGAAUGGGACGCGAAGGCAGCGUCAUUGUAACAGGUGUUUUCAAUGGUCAAAUUAGCCUCUUACGUCAUACUGAAUUUUCCAGAAGUUUCACCGCACGUCAUUACAGGUAUUUUUAUUAAACAACUGUCACUAAACGUCAAAAAGCCACCGGGUCGGCGCCAUUUUGAAACGUCGUAGACGUAAACAUCCCUUACUGUGUUUAAGGAAGACGGAUAUGGAGCCUUUACUUUCAAAAGAGAGAAGAUAAAGGGAUCCACUAAAGAAAAUGACAACCAGCUGGAAAGGUCUCCUGAAGGCUCUGCUGCUUGGUGAGUACACAUAUUUGACAUCACAACAACUGAGUUCUUCUGCUGAUCGCUGGACAAACAACUCUGUGCAAGAGUUCUCUGUGACAUCCAUCAAACCAGGAAGGCCGACGCAGAACAACAGACGUGUCGACGGCAAUACUGUAACUAAAGAGGGGGGGACAGGAAGGCGUCGAAAUGAAAGCCAUCCCAGUGAACAAUUAGAGCAGCAGCAGCGGCAGGAUUGACAGGUAGGCUCUGACUUGUCAGGGUGACGCUUUGGUGAAGGGGUGGAGUAAAAAAAAAAAAAAAAAAAGCUCAGCAGGGCCCGGGGAAAGGCAGCUGGAUGGACGUGUGCUGUCUGUCAGAGGCAGCCUGUCUUGAAGGGAAGUGAAUGUGCGCACAUUUCCCCCUCAGCGUGCGGAGAAAUAAGCAGCAGGAAACGCUCUUUUUGCGCUUCCGACAAUAAACAACAACAGCAACAAAGUGUGUGUGCGCGCGCGCGCGUGUGUGUAUGUGCGGUCGUUGGAGGGCGGGCCUGAUCCGAGCCGUGUUUUCUGAUGACUUUCUGAGAGAUUCGUCAAGUGUCCACACUGACAAUCGCGCCGACACCGCGCGUAUACGUGAGUAUUUUCUCCAUCCACGGGUGCUGGAACACUGAUGCCCACUUGACUGAUUGACACACUCUGACUCCUUCACUCUUAUUCACCGAUCUCCCCCCUCUCAAAGACUGCUGGAAACCGGGAAUCGGGAGCAGCAGCAGCGAGCACCUUGUCGGACGCAGCGAAACGGAGAGAAAGCGCUUGAUCUGGACUCCUCUCCACCAGAGCCGUGACGGGAGGAAGAGGAGAUCCGCUCCUCCGCACAUUUACUACGAUUAGAGGUGUGAAAUAUUUUCACUGAAAUCUUGGACAGAUCGUUUUUUGGGAGGUGAAGGCUGCGCGGCGAUCCUGGCACAGACCGCUCCAUAUUCCUCUUCCCGGAUGGACUGAAAUCCGCACCGAGAUCCCAGCUCUCCCUCCCCGACUGAAAUGAGUUUCCUUCACGGGCAGAAGUUAACGGACCAACCUGAGCAAAUUUAGCUCCAAAUUCAAAACAGUCUCUUAUUGGUCACCAACCAGACAGAGCGAUCUGCAAAGAUGAUCAGAGAAUGACGAUUUAAAGCUUCGCCGGAACAAAAGAAAGAAAAUAAACACUUUCCAUUUUAUUUUUCUGCACUAAAUCAGCCUGUAAUCUGCAGAACUGAAGAGAAAACGCUCCUGGCUUUGAUUUCCUCUCAGGCUUUUCCGAAAUUUGUUUUGAUCUCUGCAUGAAAAGUCAAGCGGAAAGUCCUGCAGCAGCAUGCCGAGGAGAAAGCAGCAAGCGCCGCGACGGUCAUCAGCUUACGGACCUGAAGAUGAAUUCACAGUAGACAAGUUUGAUGAUGAAGAACAUUUGCUGGAUGAUGGCCUCUCAUUGGACGGCCAAGAUACAGACUAUCUGUUUAACGAGGAUGAGGAUGGAAGAAAUCCCUUAAGUUGCCAAAACUCUCCACUCAGCAAUGGCACCAACCCAGAUGCUGGGUACGGCUCCCCACUCAGCACCACCAGUGAUCAACUGGUGGACCUUAAGACCACAUCGUCUUUCAGUGAUGGUCAGGACAAAGGAGAAGAGAAGCUGGAGGAGACCACAGAGUCCACCAAUGGCCUCUCGCUCCAAGACAGUUUGGAGAAAAUGAAAUCAGUCUAUGCAAAUCUGAUCUCUGACGCAUCCUGGUCCAGCAUCGCUUUGGACAUGCUCAAGAGUAAACAAGGGACUCAUUAUGCAGGUGGCAACAGCAUUGGGAGCAAUCACAAAGGGAGCAAUGGAUUUGUGAACAAUCACAGUCCAGGAGAAGUCCCUACAAAAAACAGAUGUAGCAGCAGUAGUAACGCCUCAGCCACUACCAGUACCACCAGCAACACCACCACAAGAACUGUUCCAAGCAGCAGUAGCAGUAACGGAGGCACUAGUGUCAGUUCCGGCAACACAGGGGGUUUAGCCUAUGACUGGCACCAAGCAGCACUGGCCAAAACUCUGCAGCAUACUCCUUACCAACUACUUCCUGAACCAAGCCUUUUCAGCACCGUUCAGCUUUACAGGCAAAACAACAAGCUCUACGGCCCAGUGUUCACGGGGGCAAGCAAGUUCAGAUGCAAGGACUGUAGCGCAGCCUACGACACAUUGGUCGGCCUGACCGUGCAUAUGAAUGAGACGGGCCAUUACCGUGAUGACAAUAAGGACACUGAGGAUGACCGAAGCAAGAAGUGGUCCAAGCCACGCAAGCGAUCCUUGUUAGAGAUGGAGGGCAAAGAAGAUGCUCAAAAAGUCCUCAAAUGCAUGUACUGUGGCCAUUCCUUUGAAUCCCUGCAAGACCUAAGCGUCCACAUGAUUAAAACUAAACACUAUCAGAAAGUGCCUCUAAAAGAACCAAUGCCAGCACUUGCCUCAAAACUGGUCCCUCCAACCAAAAAAAGAGCAUUUCCUGACUUAAUGUCCCCAAGUUCUCCAGAGUCUGUGUCAUCUGGAAUAUUCCUGGGAGAUUCUCCCAAAGACCAAAAGUUGGCCAACCCCUAUGUCACCCCAAACAAUCGAUAUGGUUACCAAAACGGUGCCAGCUACACUUGGCAGUUUGAGGCACGUAAGGCACAAAUUCUGAAAUGCAUGGAAUGUGGUAGUUCCCAUGAUACCUUGCAACAACUGACAGCUCACAUGAUGGUCACAGGACACUUUCUCAAAGUGACCAACUCAGCUUCUAAAAAAGGUAAGCAGUUAGUUUUUGAUCCUAUUGUGGAGGAGAAGAUCCAGUCAAUUCCGUUGCCACCAACUACCACACGACUCCCAGCACCUAAUGGGAAGUCACAGGCUGACUCUCCGUUACAGCCCUCUAGCCCUGAAGAGAGAUAUGAAGAUAAGCAUGACAUAGAGAUGGAGGAUGUGAAAACAGAGCAGAGAGAACCAGAGAAAAAAAUCAAAGAGGAAAAAGAAGAUCCCUCCGAAAAGGCUGAAAAACCUGGAAAGGCGAGAUCUUUUCAGUAUCUGAGAGAGGAAGACUUGGAAGAAACACCCAAAGGUGGUUUGGACAUUCUAAAAUCAUUAGAAAAUACAGUUUCAAGUGCAAUCAGCAAGGCCCAAACAGGUACCCCCACAUGGGGUGGAUACACAAGCAUUCAUGCUGCCUAUCAGCUCCACGGCUCUUUAAAGUCUACCCUGCCGUCCUCCGCACAGGUUCAACCAUUGUUCAGUAGUAACAAUUUGAAAAUGCUGACAUCUGAUUUAGGUUCCCUGAUCCAUUCACCCAAUAGUCCCUCUUCACCUCCAAAUCACAGGAGCAACGUACUGGCCAUGGAGGAACUUGUAGAAAAAGUAACAGGGAAAAGUUCAGUAAAGACAGAAAAAGAUGAGAAACCAGUAGAAAACAGGACCUGGUCCACAAGGUCCCCGUUAUCAAAUCCUAAGGAUAAAGUCACCACAGAAUCAAAGAAAGUAAAAGAGUCCUCAGCAGAGGAAUACACUGAACUGAAAGUUAAAGAGGGAGAGCAGAUCGAAAGCAAAGUUGAAAAGCAGAUUAAGAGUGAAUCAGAUUCACCAAAAAAGCCUGUGAGCAAUGGCUGCUCCAACCUGAGCAUCAUUACAGAUCACUCACCUGAACAGCCACUGGUGAACCCUCUUAGUGCUUUGCAGUCCAUCAUGAACAACCACUUGGGGAAAGCUGCCAAAGUGGCCACACCCUUUGUAGACCCAUUUGCAGUUCUUCAUAAGAUCAACAGCAGCUCUCCUCAGAUCAAAUCUGCUGAGUCCUCAUGUCACUUCUAUACUGAGGAUGAAGAUGAUCAACCAAUGGACCUGACAAAAUCCAAAAACAAAAAUGGAAGCACAGCAAAAGGUGCCUGUGCCACAUUAAACAAUAACAACAUGAGCAACAACAAACUAGCUUCUCGGCCGUUCUCUCAGUCUUCAUCUCCACCUCUGCGGGAAAACGCUUUAAUGGACAUUUCAGAUAUGGUGAAAAAUCUGACCGGACGUUUGACGCCUAAGUCUACGACACCAUCUUCCAUUUCUGAAAAGUCGGACAUUGAUAGCUGUACUUUUGAGGAUGGCCUGGAAGAACUCUCUCCCAUUCAGAGACGGAAAGGCAGACAAUCCAACUGGAAUCCUCAACAUCUUCUGAUUCUUCAGGCCCAGUUUGUCUCCAGUCUUAAAGAGACGCCUGAUGGAAAGUUUGUAAUUAAUGACUUGGGACCUCAGGAACGAGUCCGCAUUUGUAAAUUCACUGGUCUUUCCAUGACUACUAUCUCUCAUUGGCUGGCCAAUGUCAAAUAUCAGUUGAAACGGACUGGGGGCACAAAGUUCCUCAAGAACAUUGACUCCGGCCAGCCCCUGUUUUUGUGUAGUGACUGUGCUUCCCAGUUUAGGACUCCUUCUUCCUAUAUCCACCAUCUAGAGUCACAUCUUGGGUUUAAACUAAAGGACCUCUCAAAGCUAAACAUAGACUUGUUAGAGCAGCAAGCCGUGAGCAGAACAGAGGAGAAGACGUUCAUUCCCUCUGGACUCCCAGAAGACGACACUGGCUCAGUAAAUCAGUGCAAACUGUGCAGUCGGACAUUUGCCAGCAAACACGCAAUCAAAUUGCAUCUGUGCAAAACACACGGGAAGUCACCAGAGGACCAUCUCAUCUUUGUGAAGGAGCUGGAAAAGUUUGACAAACAGUAAAGUCAGAUACAGCCGGAAGAAGGAUUACUGUUGCACUAUAAACUUUUAGCCACAAUCUGUCAUGACUGAUAGUGCCACAUGGGGCUGUCACUCUUACCAAAGUUUGAAUAUCUGUUCCAGUGCAGUGGUAGAACUUUAACUUUGAGUGUUUAAACCAUGUUCAAGUACACCUGUAGUUGGUGUCUGAUCAGCAGAGGGCGCUUUAAACAUAGAACCUUCGAAAUCCUGCUUUGCUGCUUGGGCUGACAAAUACAAAGCAGAUGUUUCAGCAGAAUGGUCAGUCCUGUACAGCAAACGAUGUUGACACUAAAUUUCCCUAAUGAGAAGAUUUAUUUCAGCUAAAAAGUUGUUCAAAACAAUUUAAAAAAAGUACAGUUUCGUCAUCUGAAGGCAGUUUGUUGCUCUCUCGUUUGGCACUUUGCUUAAGCAGAUUCUGGCAGAACGUACGUAUCUUAGUAUCUAUCUCUGGUGUGACCAAUUCAAAUAGUUCUGCCUGCCUACUAUUGAUACCACCGUGCCUGAGAAGUAAUUUAGGUAAGUAAUGUUAGACCUGCGGUAAUAGUGACAGCCCUAUGCCACAAAUGGGUUCAACAAUUUUGAAUGUUUGGUAAGAGAAAAGUACCAGACUGGUGCAGCAGUCACUGGCACUAUGUGAUCAUUGACUCAUUGUUGCAUCUGUAAUGCACUGCAUCUUUUCUGAGCCGUUGAGGAAAGAGGAUCUGUCGCUAUAGAACUGGACCACGCCCUUAUUUCAAUCACCGGAUUUUUAAGACGAUAGUAUUUCAACACAAAUUGCGUAUUAUUUAUGGAACAGUUUGUGCAUGUCUUUAUGUAAAGCAGUGAGCAUAUUAUGUCAGAUAAUAAAAUUGGAACCUGAUUGUGGAGGUGUGAAAGUUCAUUAGAACACAGGAAGCACUCUCUAACGUGACGUCAGGGAACCUGACGUGGAUGAAAUGAAGAUGUUUGGAUCCAAACAACAGCACAUGACCAUUUAUAAUGAUAAAUAUCUGUGAAUAUUACGGCAGUUUAAGGACCGACUAUGAUGUUACUUUGCGUUUGCCAUCGAAUCAGACACAGAAUGUCUCCUAAAACGUCCAAAACCAUGGUUUCUCUGGAGAAAUUGAAUUUCUCUGUCAUUUUACCGUGUACAGUAUUUGCAUUAAUAGGCUAACACUUUUAUUAAUAUGAAGUUAUUGUAAAAAAAAAAAGAAGUUUAAAACUUAUAUAAAUAAUCAGCAAGUAUGUAUAAAUGUACUGUAUGUGGGGAUAUCUUGCUCCUUACGGUUUGACAUUAUUUGUACUGUGUGCAUUUUUCUAAUGUUAUUUUCUAGAACAAAUGCGGGGUGGGGGGGUGUAAAAAGCUAAGCAGAGUAUUGUUGGACCGUGACGCCCCAUUUUUUUCAGUGAAAGGUAGGUCCUUUAAUGUGGUUUACACAAAAUGACACGUUACUGGCAUCUGCUCUGAUGCAUGGUACUGUACAUAACACUGAAAAAAAAUCACAUAAUGAGAUAUUUCCAGGUUUUUGUCAUUCACCCAGUUAUUCAGAUUUACUUCUUCUUCUUUUUUUUUUUCUUUUUUUUUUUGUUUCGUUGUACAAUAAACAUGUCCUGGAUUAAACUGUGGUGUCAUUUGAGUGAUUGUGGGAGAAUGUUUGGGUAUUUUACUGUCUACAGUUAAUAAAAUAACAACCACAACCAUGUGGGCUGUGAACUAGUUUGUGUCAAUUUUAGGGAGUGAAGGAUUAAAUGUCAGAUUUUUGUUUUGUGCCUCUUUCUACAGUCCAGAUGGAUUUCCUAAUAAAGGUGUCUGAAGCAUCAUGGAGAGUAGCAUCAGUCAAAGGGCAAACGUCUGUAGAUCAGGACUUAGUGCUGCGACACCUGGCUUUAAGGCCACGACCACAUCCUAAGGAAUGACAGAAGCUUUUUGGCCUGUUUUCACUUCGCUUGGAUUGAGUGGCUGCUCUUCUCUGGUGGACGACACACAGACACAAGUAAAAGAUGAAGCGACCUUCAGGAACAUGGAGAUGACAAGCAUGACCAGAGCCGUGUGGUAGAGAGGGAUCCAAGAGCCCGGCCUGAGGGGCCCUCAGUAGAUCGGACGUACGCUCUGAGCGUCUGUGGUCAGUGAGGAGGUGCAGUAAGGAGGUGCUCUCUGUUUGACUUUGUCCUCCAGAUGUCUUCAGUGAACUCCAGAUGAUCUCCAACAUUGUCUCCUGCUCUCAUCCCUCUUCAUUCCCACUAACAAUUAGGAGCCGGAGCAGGAAGACAUUACUGUGUGUUAAUCUGAUGGAUAUGCUGUCGUCUGCUUCUCUACCCCAACUGACUGAGUCCAUCUUUUACCCAGUGAGAGAAAAGCAGUGUGUCUGAAGAAACCCACCUGACACACACUCAGGAAAUAUUGGAGAAAGUCCAUGGAUAAAGGUCUCUACACGUCAUACCUGUGGACCUCAGAUGUCAUAACAGUGAUCUUCUCGCUGGAAUCCAGCAGAGACUCCAGGGAAGUCGCUCUUCCAGGCUAAUAAUAUCCCAGCGUGCAAAAAAGAGCCCCGACCUCAAAUUUCAGUUGUUGUGCAAAGCUUCAGUCAGCCAAGGCGUCGCUCGCUGUCCUCCAGCCGGUUCUGGUACUGCUGCAGGAUCUUGCUGGUCUGCUGCUCCUGGGACAUAAGUCUCUGCUCGUACUCCUCCAGCUUUCUGUGCGACAUCUUCAGCCGCUCUUUCAGUGAAUGGAUCUCCUCUUCGUAUUCCUUCACCUGAAAGACGUGGAGAGCAAGGAAAAGCAGUGGAAGUGCUAACCCUCUCUAAUCGUGACUCAUCCAUGCUCUUGGAGUACUCCUUCAGCUGACCCUCACGGUCCGGCCGCAGGCUCUCGAUGUCUGCAGAGAGGUGUGGCAUGUUUGACACCCAGGCCACCGUCCUUUCGUUGAGGGCCGUCGUGGUCAAGUUGGACUGAGAACCCUGAGAAGGACAAGUGAUGCUCGGGGGCGAGGAGGAGUUGAGAAGGAGGAGCCUGAGGCUGAGCUGGGGAGUUCUGGGUGGCCAGAUGGAACAGUGGAUUCUGGAAAGACAGGGGGAAGUGCAUGGCUGCUGCUGCCUGCUGUUGCUGUUGAGAGAUGGACUCCGUGGGCCCCCCGAGGUGACCCAUCUGACUCAGCCUCAAAGCAGAACCCGCGGAGUUUGUGGGCAUAUGCCGAAGAGGAGCACCAAGGUUUCCGAAGCUGUGGCCCAGGCCAGCGAUGGAGGCCUGAGAGGAAGUUCAGUGAUGUCUGAGCCACUUGUGCAGUAUGCAGGACUGGAACGGGCCAAUGGUGGACGGGUCACGUAGAAAACUUCCCUGGACGGGCGAAGGUCCCGUUCAGCAUGACGCCUCAUGUUUAGAUUGGACGAGAGGGACUCUACAGCUGACACUCCAGUAGUAGGUGAUGGCAGGCGUGAGAUGUCUAUUGAACUACAUCCAGCAAACAGAAAUGUAGUUAAUAUGUGUUACAGUACCAUCUCAACCUUGUAAAU
Messenger RNA from Cynoglossus semilaevis (tongue sole), 10036 nucleotides. Its product is annotated as teashirt homolog 1-like. The record is from RefSeq and is a predicted model, not a curated record. The transcript has 19 exons. Gene Ontology annotation, molecular function: DNA-binding transcription factor activity, RNA polymerase II-specific; DNA binding. Bases 3140 to 6529 code for a protein of 1129 amino acids. Lineage: Eukaryota; Metazoa; Chordata; Actinopteri; Pleuronectiformes; Cynoglossidae. Gene Ontology annotation, cellular component: nucleus. Gene Ontology annotation, biological process: regulation of transcription by RNA polymerase II.